This is a messenger RNA of Aspergillus puulaauensis, 954 nucleotides long. RefSeq lists its product as uncharacterized. The coding region runs from base 1 to 954 and encodes 317 amino acids. The record is from RefSeq and is a predicted model, not a curated record. The transcript has a single exon. NCBI's taxonomy places the organism in Eukaryota, Fungi, Ascomycota, Eurotiomycetes, Eurotiales, Aspergillaceae. Gene Ontology annotation, molecular function: oxidoreductase activity.
AUGAACGCCGUAAGGGUCACCUCGUGGACUGCACCACCGGAAUAUAUUUCAGUCCCAAAUCCACCAGCACCUUCACCAACCCAGCUGCAGCUCAAGGUUCUCUCUAUAGGAAUACCACCAGUCGUACGGCUUCGAGCGGCAGGCCUCCACCCAACAGCGCGCAAUGCCGCUCUCCCCUUCGAUCCCAGCAUCGACGGCGUCGGACAAGAUGAAGCUACCGGCGACUUAUACUAUAUUACACCGCUAGCAGCACCCCUUCUUGCUGAGCGGGCGAACGUUGAACGAAACCAGGUAGUGAAACUGCCUGAGGGCACCGACCCAACGACUGUCGCAGGACUCGUCAACCCGGUGUCAAGCAGCUGGAUGGCGCUUCGAUGUCGAGCAAACGGCGGCUGCCGGGGACGUACUGUCGUGAUUGUCGGCGCAACAAGCGCAAGCGGCCGGGCAGCUGCUAUCGUGGCACGCUAUCUAGGAGCACGGCGGAUCAUUGGGAUAUCACGAAACCAGGAAACCCUUGCAGGGGUGAAAGGACUAGAUGACCGCGUUCUUUUAACUACACCGUUCGUUCUGCCUCCUGAUAUUGGACCGCUGCACAUAAUUCUGGACUACGUGGGCGGGCCUACUGCUGCCAGACUUCUCGAAACAGCGGAGGCAGAGCCCGGAACUGAGCUCCAGUAUAUUCAGGUUGGUGGACUCGCCGCGGAGGAGACUCAUAUGCUCAAACUGUUGCCGCCUCACUUGAUCUGCUCGAAGCCGAUUUGUAUUAGGGGCUCGGGGAUGGGAAGCUUCACCAAGCAAGACUUGAAGAAUGAGAUGGAAAGUUUGAUUGGGCUUAUCACGAAGAUGGAGCGGCCGUUUGAGAUCUUGAGUAUACCACUGAGUGAUGUGCAGUCUACCUGGGAAUCUGAGGAAGUCAAACCGAAGCGAUUGGUUGUUAUACCGCACCCAGAAUAG